UUAUAAAUUUUAUUAUUUUUUAAGAAACAAAAAUGUAUGAGGAAUCAGAGUCGGAAAGAUAUCGGAAGAAGCUCAAGGAUGAAUAUGAGGAAUUUGCCCUUAACCAGGACGUGUACAAAACAUUACUUGAUUUCAGCAAAUCUACUUAUAAAAUGAUAAUAGAAACAGCUUUACAAGCUUUCCAUUGCGGUCCUGAGGAUUUACAAAUGGAUGAAUUGAAGGAACUGGAAGUUUAUUUGAAAAGGGCAAAAAAGAAUUACCAUUUAUUGGUGACAGCAGAGGAAAAUGCAACUAAAAUUGUAAUCUCUGACGAGGAAGAUCCAGAAGAUCCAGAACCGAUUCCUGAGCUAGAAAUUCCACCCCCAGUUGAGACAAAUUGGCGCAUGCCACGAGAAAUUCCUUCAGUCACAAACAACAUGGAUGUAAAUAAUGUUCAGCCAUAUCAACAACCAGCAGUAAAUAACAAUCCAUAUGGCUAUAAUCCGCCUUGGAAUCCAUGGAUGAACUAUUCACCAGUUUAUGGAAUGACUUCUAAUAUUCCAAGACCUCCUCAAUUUCAGUUAUUACAACCAUCAAUGCCACAAUUUAAUCUAAGCACAUCCACAUCUCCUGCCUUCAUUUAUAAUCAAAGUAGUUGUCCAUUACCUCCGAUUUCCCAUUAUUCUCAUCAUAAUAAUCCACUGAUUCCUAGUACGUCACGUCAAAUAGCUCCAGAAAAGCCAGCAGCACCAAGUUAUCGAGAGCAUAGAUUGAUGAAAAAGAGAGAGGAAGAAGCAGAAAGGAAGCGAAUAAUGCAAAACCGUUUACUAUUAAAGAAACAAGAAGAACAGAAGCAAGAACGUGAGCGAAAUAUGCAAAGAGAACAAGAUCAGCAGAAAAAGGAUGACAAAAUCGAGAAAGUUUCUAGUUUUUUUAUUCGACGGCAACAAGUUGCAGAUUAUAAAAAAAGAGAGUGUGAUCAGCAAGCAAGCACAUCCUCAAAACAAUCUGAAACUGAGAAAUCUCAAAAAAGUGAAGGUAUUGAAAAGAAGAAAAAAUCUGUUACAUGGGCAGAUGAUAUAAGCUUAAAUAACAAUAAUGGAAGCAGUGAUGUUAGUGCAGAUAAGGCAUCCAGUUCAUCAAAAGCUCAAAGUGAGAAGGCAAAAAACAAGACUGAAAAACCAAAAAAACCGAAAAAAGAUCCGAAGUUCAAUGCAAAAAAGAUUGAGGAUGCUAUUAAAAAGGCAUUGACUCCUGAUAUGCUACUAUUUCCAUCAACAGCUCAAAAACCAGGACCAUCGACAGCUAAAAAACCCGAUAGUAAUACCAAAAAGACUGAUAAAAAUCCAAAAAAUAAGGAAGAUGAAGGCAAGAUAAAAAAAUUGAAAGUUAUUCAUGCAAAGCCCAUCUUUAAACUACUAAAGCAUUCAGAUGGUCUCAUUAAACGUAAAAGUAAUAGUCCUGUAAAGGAUGAUCAAAAGGCAAAACGUCCAAAAGAAGAUAAUAAUAUUAAUGAAACUAUAAAUUCAAACUGUGAUAUUAUUAAAGAAACUGAAAUAGAGAUCAAGGAAGAGAUAUUGAGUGAUGAUGAUAAUAUGGAUGGUAAGACUGAUGUUUCAUCAAACGGUGAUAAUGAAACUGAGCCAUUACAAAAAAUGGAAAGUGAUCGUGCUCUCGUUAAGCAAGAACCGGGUAUAGAUAUGGAUGAUACAGCAUCAACAUUUGAAAAUGUUGAUAUUAAGCAAGAAAUCAUGUCAGAAAUUGAUCAAGAAAAUAGUUCUGUCCAUUCUGAAAAGCUCGAAGUCAAUGAUAUAACUGAAAGUUUUGUUAACAUUUGUGAAAAUCCAGAACUGCUGAAUACUAUCGCUGAGAAUUUCAUUGAUUUCUCUCAGUUUGAGAAUCUAACAGAAGAUGCCGUCAAUAACAACAGCCAAGGAUCUCAGAUGGACUCUCAAGACAAAUGUGCUUCCUGGCUUGAAGACAUUAACAACCAAGAUGAGCAAUUUUAUCUGACAAAAGAUGAAGAAGCUGAACCCGAUGAUGAUAUCGUUCCUUACUAUCCAGUCAGAAAUUUGGGUGCGCCUGAAAUAGUUCCAAAAGAAGAAGAACAAUAAGACUAGUACUGAAACUUUAAUUAUUAAGAUUAAGAAAUGAAAAUAGAAUUUUUUAUAUAUACAAGAUGAAAAUAAAAUGUUAUUUUUAAAACAAAAA
Molecule: messenger RNA, 2190 nt
Organism: Chironomus riparius
Lineage: Eukaryota; Metazoa; Arthropoda; Insecta; Diptera; Chironomidae
Source: the annotation of a GenBank genome assembly